Molecule: messenger RNA, 2649 nt
Organism: Dracunculus medinensis (Guinea worm)
Lineage: Eukaryota; Metazoa; Nematoda; Chromadorea; Rhabditida; Dracunculidae
Source: the annotation of a GenBank genome assembly
AUGUCGACAAAAACAAAAAGUUUUGAUGAUGAUAAUAAAGAAAUAUGUGUGGCAUCACCAUCUUCGUCCUCUUCGUCAUCGUCACCAUUGUCACCUUCGUCUUCAUCAUCGCCCUCUUCGUCGUCAUCAUCAACACCCAACAACAGCAAUAAUAAUCAUAAUUUACCAUCACAAAUAAUAACAAUAAAUGAUUAUUUUCAUGGUUUUAUAUCAAAAAAAGAAGCCGAAAAACGUUUAAAGAAAUGUGGCAUCGAAGGUAGUUUAUUAUUACGAGCCGAUCAAUUAAAAUAUACAACAACAUUCAGCAAUAAACAACAACAACGUUAUUAUUUAUCAUGGUUAUCACCAAUUAAUCAUAAUAUUAUGCAUUAUCCUAUUACAUUAGUUUGUGGAGCAUAUUUUAUAUUUGGUCGAUCAUUUUUAUCACUAAGCGAUCUCAUCAAUUAUUUUAUUCAUCGCUCAAAAAAUAAUGUCUUUCCAUUGCGGCCACCUUCGGCGGUUGAAAUUACCGAACGACAAAGGAUUGCUAUACUUCCCUUUCAAGCUUUAUCCGACUCAGAUGAGAUAAGUUUUUACGAAGGCGAUUUACUAAUGGAAAUUCAACAAGUCGAUGAUCAGUGGAUCUGGGCUAAAUUAGAUCGAACUGGUCAGUCAGGAUUAGUUGCGGUCAAUCUUACUCUACCUUUGAAUGAUAAGCGUAUCCGUCCUGAAGAAUUGCCUUUUUUCCAUGAAGAUACUGUUGACUCUUUAAAUCGCCUUUUAAUUGAAUCUGGAGCUGGCAGCUAUCUUCUACGGCGAUCGUCAUUUAAGCAAAAUUCUUUUGCUUUGAUGCUUAAUAGUGGUCGACGCAUUGAAAAAUUUUUAAUUCGACGUACAGAAAUGGAUACAUAUGAAUUGGGAGGACGAUUUUUUCAAACAAUUCCUGAUAUAAUUGAUAGAUUAAUGCCCCUCAUAGUGAACAUUUUUAGAUAUAGUCAUAGAGAAAUUUGCGAUGGAAGCAAAUUGGUUAAAGCUGUCGUAAAGGAUAUCGUUGCAAAUGCUCGAAAACCCCUUAAUUUAGCACCUUCGGAUUUGCGACAUCUUCUCAGUUACAAUUCAUGUCCUCAUUCUGUCGCAUAUUCUCCAGCAUGUAGAAAAUUAAAGGAUAAUAAGUGGAAAAGUUGUUUCGUAAUGCUCAACGAUGCAAAUGGGUCGCAAUUAUAUAUUUUUGAAAAUGAAAAACGUGCCAAACCGAAAAUCGUACUCGAUCUUUGUUUUUGUUUUGUUUAUAAAAUCGAUGAAAGUAUAAUCGAUCGAAGUAAUACAUUGUGUUUGGUACUGAAUGGUCUAAACGAAUAUUCUUCAGUUUAUUUGUCUUUCCGAACUGUGAAUGUUUUUCUCCAGUGGUUGUGUAAUCUGAGAAAUCGAUGUCUUGGUUGUCGCCACACAGCAUCUCCAUUUACUGUUCUUCAAAGCACUUGUACAACUUUUUUAAGAUCGACUUCAGUUAUUUAUCUAACUUUGUCAAGUUACAGAGGUGCAAUAUUGAAGCCCGAUUAUGCAUACAGCGUGAAUGUUUUUGUCAACGCAGUACCUGUCACACGUACUCGAUCAUUUAUUCCAUCUGCCAAAAAUUAUAUUACGUUUGAUGCUCGUUUUUUCUUAGAGCAUGAUUCAGAAACGUCUGCUUUAUAUAUGCUACCAGAUGAUGGUAGUGAACUUUGUGUCUCGUCCGAAGAAAGUACCGAAGGAUUCGUAUUUCGCGUGACGCGGCAUAGAGUUGCGCUCCUACCAGAGGAUCAGUAUUCCUCGUUUUUUGUUCUUUUGUCAUCGCAUUCGUUCAAGUUAUGCUUAUGGAUUGGUUCUAUAUUAAAUAAUUUCAAAAGGAACCAUUUUUCUCGACUUCUUUUGACGGUCUUUAUACCCAAUUAUUCGCUGCUUUUUGCUUUCUUGAAAGUUCUUGUGGAAGACCAGUUGUGUUCAGAAAGCGAGAGCACUUUAUUUCGAGGCGAUUCCUUUUGUGUUUGUUGUGUUUCAAAUGUCUUAAAAAUGCUUGGACGAGAUAUUGCACUCGAUCAGUUAUCUCCUUCUCUGGAUCAGCUACAGUCUGAGAAAACAACGGCUAUUGAUUCUGAAAAAUAUAUUAUGCAACUGAACGAUCUUAUUUUUCGGCUUCCUCCUGCAUUUGGUGCUACAUUAUCUUUAGUAUCCAAUAGCUCAUCAAUUCAUUUCAAAAGCUCUUCAGUUGCACGCCGUGCAGUUAGCACAUUUUUUAUUCUACGCUUCAUCAAUCCAAUCUUAACCUUUUGGAAUGUAAAUGGAGGUCCAACGCGACAACUGGCAAAAACACUUCAAAUCACGGCUAAUCAGGCAUGUUCAACGGAUGUCGAUUUGGUAUUUUUUCCAAUUGGUAUUUUAAGAAAUAUUUCAAAUAAUCAAGCAGUUCGUUCGAUGGCAAAUUUGUUGGACGCAUUUGUUAAUUCACCUCGGGUCGAUGAAACAACACCAAAUCCUUUUAUGGGUUACAGUCGCAUAGAUCACCUCGCAACACUUGCGUUCCAGGUGGAGAGAAUUCUUGACCAAAGGCCUGAAGAAUGUCCAUUACCUGAAGCUCUGGUAGUUAUUCGACUACUUAAAGCUCAUGCAGAAAGGUAUCUUAUGCAAAAUUAA